AUGCCUAACCCAAACAGCAAUACAAGGGAUAAGCCAAAAGAAUUUAGAACAAUCCACUUGCUAAAUUGCAAUUUUUCUACACAUUGAUCGCGCAAUAAUGAAAUAACAACUGCUCGCUAUAAUUUUUGAAAUUUCAUACCGAAAAAUGUUUUUGAGCAAUUUCAUCAACUUUGGUACUCAUGGUUUUUGGUUGUAAUGAUUAUUGACCUAUCUUAUUCGCAUUCUUUAGAAAGCUCUCUCACAGAUGUACUUCCAUUUUGCAUAAUCCUUCUAAUCCGAAUUAUUGCAGAUGGAAUUCAUGACUUAAGAAGACACAAAUUCGACAAUGAAAUAAACAACAGAGAAUAUCAAGUAUUGACAAAUGACGGUGAUAUAAUUAAACUAAACAAGCAUAUAUGUGUGGGCGAUGUUAUAAUUCUGCACAAGGACCAAAAAGCUCCGGCUGAUAUGAUUGCCAUAUGUACAUGGGAAAACAAAACAAAAUUCUAUGUAGACGUCACUGAUAUAAUAGGCGAAGUCCAAUAUGAUAUCAAAAAGCCUGUAAAAGAAACAAAAAUCGUGAUAAAAUCCCAGGAUUUGAAUGAAAAUAUUACGGAAUUAAAUAAAUUGAACGUUGUAAUUAAAGUUCCGGAAAGUCCAAGCUUUAAAUUUUGGGGCUCAAUAAGACUGAAAACUAGCCCCAAGCCGAAUUCACUUAAUGAAAUUAAUUAUAUUAAAAGUGGCUCAAAAUUGUUGGAGAUAGACUGGAUUAUUGGAGUUGUAGUGUACACAAAUAGAGAAAUUAAAAAAUUCAAAAGAAGAUAUGCGCAUUUAUCUCUUUUAGAAAAAAAAAUCAACAAGAUUGUCUUCUAUAUCUUGAUUCUUACGAUUUUACUUACAUUUAUAGCAGUGAUGGUAAAUAUUUUUGAUUUUGGCUUGAAGUAUAGUGAUAAUACUUGAAGCUUGCUAAUGAACACAAUCUUAUUAUUUCGUAGGCUAACUCCUCCAUCCUUGCUGAUCUCUAUGAAACUUAUCCAAUUUUUCUUCACACAUGGCGUCUCUAAGAACAAUCCAGGAAUUAAAUUUAACUCAUUAAAAGUCAGUGAAGAAUUAGGCCAGGUUGAGUAUAUUCUUACAGAUAAAACAGGCACAUUAACCUCAAAUGAAGUCGAGCUUCCAAUAUGUAUUAUGGAUGGGGAAACUUAUAUUAGGGAUAAACCAAUGCUUGAUACCGAGCCUACUCCUCACUUAGAGACUGAAAGAGAAAUGAUGGCUGAUACAUAUAAUUACAAAAGUUUUUUCGACCUUAGAAGUGAGCUCUUAUCAUAUAAAGAUGAAUACCCACUUGCUUAUUAUUUUGUUAUGUGUAUGGGCGUCUGCCACCAAUCGUGAACAACUGGGCAGAUGUGCUGCAAUACCUGAUCAAUGGAAGAUAAAACUAUGAUUGACACAAGUAGCAGCUUAGGAUUAGAAAUAAUUGGAGCAACAAAAGAAAAAGCGACUUUAACGCUUUUUAACCAAGAAAUUAUGCUUGAUAUCAUUACCUUAAAAGGAUACUCCGAAAAAAUGCAAAAAUCUAGGAUUAUUGUGAAAGAUAACUUUAAAGGUGAAACCAUCUUGUAUGUCAAAGGCACAAAAGCAGAAAUGCUACGAUCGUUUAAUGUGUCAGCUAAAUUUAAACAUUAUAUAGAGAGCAAUGGGUAUGAGUCUCAGCUAUCUGGGAAAAAGACAGUUUUUCUUGGAUAUCGAAUAUUAAGUGAUCCUGAGCUUGAAGAGUUUAAAUAUGAAUACAACAUAGCUAAAAUUUCUCCAGUCAAUAGUGAGGGGAAAAUUGAAGAUAUAUUUUUCAAUUUAGAAAAUGGGCUAAUUUUCUUAGGAAUCUUAGGUCUUGAAGACAAAGUUCUUGAAGAAACAAAAGAAACAGUUACAGCGCUCACAAAUGCAGGAAUAAAAAUUUGGAUGGUCAGUGGCGAUAGUGAGGACAAUUCUUUUUGUGCAGGAGUUGCUGCAAAGAUUUUUGACCCUGAUUCAAAAAUAGUCCGAUUAUCUGAUUUCUCUACAGAAUUAGACUGCAAAUUAGAAAUGAUCACCCAAAUCAGGAAAAACUUUUUGACUUCCCAAACAGAAGAGCAUAUGCACUUGAAGACUGAUCAUUGCCAAGUUUCUCCUGAAGAUAGUUUUGCAAGUCUAUCAUAUGAUAAAUAUGAUAAACUGAACUCUAAAAGAAGCACCCACCUAACUCAGAUGUCAACACUUCCAAGUGAAAGGAAGCAUCGAGUGCCGAUUGUAGCUCAAAUCGCCCCAGAAAACCUAGAAACCCCUAUUUUUAGUCUCCCUAUAUAUGACAUUACAAAUUUUACACUGUGCAUAGAUAGAAGUGGAUUAGAAUUUGGCUUAAGAUCUGAAGAAAACAGAAAAUAUUUUGCGGCUUUAUUGUGUGCAGCACAAAGUGUGUGUUUUUACUCGUUUUUACCAAGUGACAAAGCAAAAAUCGCAAAAUUUUUGAGGCUGAAUUUUUCUUAUAACCCGAUUUUUUUGGCAAUUGGGGACAGCCAAUGUGACGUUGGAAUGAUACAAAAAGCACACGUUGGAGUGGGGAUAAAAGGAACAAGAACCGCAUAUUCUGGGCAUAUAUCGAUAGAAAAUUUUGCCCUUCUAAAAGAAUUACUGCUUUGCCAUGGCCAUUGGUUUUAUAUUCGAGCAGCAAAAAUGGUGCUGAUGAUGUAUUUCACAAAUUUCCUGCUUGCUUGGGUUAUGUUUUGGUAUACAGUAACUGGGCAUUCAUCCUCCUAUUUGCUUUUUGGAGAAGGCCUAAUAGGCUGCUAUCUUUUCGUGUUUACCUUAAUUCCAAAAAUUGCAGUAGGCAUGUGGGACAAGGACUUAAAUAAAGAGCAAAUUUUUAAAUAUCCACAAGUAUAUUCCACCCUUCUCCAGAAUACUUUGCUUUCCAGAUGGCAGUUUUUAUCUAUUUUUGGCCUAUCAUUGAUCAAUUCUCUGGUUAUUUUUCUACCAAUUUAUACAGUGGAAAUAGUUAAUGGUGAUGGAUUUACAUUAAGUCUUUAUGGUUUAGAAUGGACAAUAUACAUAGCAAUGACUUCUACAACACUGGUGACAACUUUAAUUGAAGCUUCUUCUUUCACCAUAUGAACCUUUAUAUCUCAAUUCUUAUCUAUUGGAUUUUUAGCUUUUGUGGUUAAUCUAUCUUCAAUUAAUGAAAACGAUAGCAGAUAUGGGACAAUAGAUGAGCUUAAUGAGUCAGUGCUCCUUACUUUGUAUAUUAUUAUGGGACAGCUUGGAAUUUCUGCCAUUUCGUAUGGGAUCAAAGCUUGGUCAAUGUUAUUUCUCCCAAGCCUUGCUGAUUAUGUAAACGCAACCGAAAGCAAUUUGAUAGUAAAAGUAAAAUCGAAAAUUGAAACCUUCCAGAACAACCUUCAAGCGAUCUAUAAAAAAACAAAAAAUUCCCGAGAAAACAGGUCAAGCUUUGGCAUCAACGGAAUUACUUUAAAAUUUACUUCUAUGAGCAGAGAAGCUCAGUAUAUGGAUGAAAUCAAGGCAAACAACAUAAAAGCUUACCGACUUAUGAUUGCAUCUUUAUAUCUGCUACUUAUUGAUUUUCUGAUUGAUUCUUAUUUUGAGGUGGAUAAUCCUCAAGACUAUCUUCCAUUUAUGGUAAGCUCUGUAAUUAUCUAUUUUAUCUUAAUAAUAGUACUUUUUACUGAAUAUUUCCAGAUUUAUUUAAAAUCCAUUAUUGUUUUUACAAGGCUUUUUAACAUUAUCACUAUAAUUAUUGCAAAAGCUGUAUACGGCGCUUUUGAUCCUAUAAUAUUUACCAACUGAGCUCCUUUAUUUCUUAUUGGGAUCAGUUUUUUAUGGAUCGAGAUGGUAUCUUCGACUAUUCUUUCAUCAAUAAUCAUAACAAUUCUUGUUUCCUAUGAGUUUUUCGACAAAUUAGAUUAUUCUGAUGCUGUGGUUUGCUGCUUGGAAUUUAUCAUUUUAUAUAUUUCCCUUAUUAUAGUAUCUUCCUUAAUAGGCCACUCAAUCGAGAACUGGAACAGAAAACGCUAUGUUUUGCUGAAAAAGGUAGAAAUUGAGGUCGAUAAAUCAUUGCAGGUUCUCAACGUGGUUUUGCCAGCUUUUGUAAGAAAAAGGGUGAAGGAUGGCUGCAGGUAUAUCGCUGAAGAUCAAGGGGUUGUGACAGUUUUGUUCUGUGAGAUUUGUGAUUUCGAACAGAUUGUUUCUGACUACCCACAUACAGAACUAUCGUAUUUUAUUGAUGAUAUUUUUAAAAAAUUUGAUGCUGUAUGUGAGUCGACAGGAAUGACUAAAAUUGAGACAGUUGGAAAAGUUUAUAUGGCCUGUGGAGGGUUAAAUGACAGCGAGUUAGAAAUUUCACCUGUAUUUCGAGAAGUUUCACAUUCAAGAAGAGCAAUUGAAAUGGGACUAGGUCUUAUUAGCGCUGCCAAAAAGGUCAGACUAAGGAAAGAAAAGCAGCUGCAAGUUAAGAUAGGAAUCCACACAGGGCCUGUAGUCGCUGGUGUCGUAGGGUUUCAUAAACCUCAAUUUUCUCUAGUAGGCGAUACAGUAAAUACCGCAAGCAGAAUGGCCUCAACAAUAACUGUACCUGACACAGUACAAAUUUCAAAAGCUACAUAUAAGCACCUAGACGAACGAAAUGGCCUACAAUUCAGCAAGCAAACUGUAAAAGCCAAAGGCAAAGGAGAUAUGAAAACUUUUCAUGUAAAGCUUGGAGAAGCAGUUAGUUCUAGACCAAGAAGCCGGGCUAGGAAUAACUUGACAAUUCCAGUUAAAAAGCUUAGCAAUGCAGGGUCAAGUGCAUGCAUCAUUAAAAGGAGCUCUAGCGAUUUCAAAUGCUUUACUCCAAUGAGUGCAGCCAGAAAGCAGUCAUCAGUGAUGCCUGAAUUUAUCGAAGCAAUGGAUGCAACAGAUCUUUUUGUUAGGACUGAAACCAAAGUUAUCGAACCUAUAAAAAUAUUUAGCACUAUGUUCUAUGAAGAUGAGAAAGAAAAAGAAAUUCGGGAGCAUAUGAUUGAAAGCAACCAUUCUAUUUUAUUUUAUGGGCUACUUUGCUUUGUUAUAUGCAAUGCAUUUAUGGCUAUCAUUGAAAUCAUCCAUUCAGCUUGGCUUGGAGAUGCUGGGAUGAGAGCUCAUCUUGACCUUGCUUUUUAUCUCAUUGAAGCUCUUGUAUAUGGCACUCUGCUAGCUUUUUUAUAUAAAUUCCAUAAUAGCAAGAUAUAUGCAUGGACUCUUGAGAUUUGCUAUAUUCUUUCAUUAAUCUGAAGUAUAGUUACAAAUAUUGCUUUAAAUGACCCUUCUUCAGAAAUCAUUAAAGAAAUCUAUAUCCUUUUCAUGAUUUUAAUUUCAAGCCAAUGCUCCUUUAUGUUCUUCAAAAGCACCUUCCUUUUUUCCAUCGUUUUAUCGCUGCUCUAUGUUAUUUCUCUUAUAGCAAUUGACGUGAAUUAUCUUAGGCAUCAUGUAUUAUUUUCCGUGUCAUUUGUGACGGUUAUUAUAUGCACAACUUAUUCUAGAGAAAAAGAUUUAAGGAUUUUUUAUACAUUGGAAGAUUAUGCGAAUAAUGAGCUCAGAAAGACAGAAGAUUUGUUGACGCAGAUGAUGCCUCCUCACGUAUAUCAUAAUUUAAAAGAAGAAGUCGCUAAUACUGAUACUUUUACUGAUGUAACUAUUUUGUACGCGGAUAUUGUAGGAUUUACUGCAUGAUCUUCUAACCAUAACGCUUCUGAAGUGGUUGGAAUGCUUUCAGAAAUGUACACCAGGUUCGAUAAAAAAUGCGUUGAAAAUAACGUCUACAAAGUUCAUACAAUCGGAGAUUGCUACGUCGCAAUUGGGCUUAUGGGAAACGAUAAUCGAGAUCCAGCAAAUGAAUGCUUGAAUAUGAUAAAUUUCGCACAGUCUUUACAAGAAAUCAUAGGAAUCGUCAAUGAGGAACUGUUUUUAACGCUUGGGAUGAGAAUAGGGAUGCAUACUGGGAAAAUUAUUGGGGGGAUUGCAGGAACAAAUAUCGUUAGAUAUGAUAUUUAUGGAGAUGAUGUGCUGGUUGCUAAUAAAAUGGAAAGCAAUGGAGUAGCUGGAUCAAUAAACAUCAGCGAAGUAACUAAGGAAAUUAUAGAGAACUAUAAGCCAGGGAUGUUUAAUUUUACCUUUAAUAAAGAAGUUGAAGUAGACACAAUCAAAAGAACUGUUAAAUCAUAUUUUAUCAACCUAAAGUAA
Messenger RNA from Blepharisma stoltei, 6225 nucleotides. The record is from the annotation of a GenBank genome assembly. Lineage: Eukaryota; Ciliophora; Heterotrichea; Heterotrichida; Blepharismidae.